AUGCAGUUCACCCCAGUCCCACCCCCCAACUUUAACCAGACCGCCCCACGUUUCCAAUAUCAAACCUUCAACACUACCUUCUCUCAACCCACCUCGACCUUCACGCCUAAUGACGUCUACUACCCAACCCUUCAACAAACCCAACCUAAAACCUACCCGCAACCACCGCCACCACCACACUCAUUCCAGAAUUUUUUGCUUACAGACGAGCAACUGACGCACAUGCCAAAUUUUAACAUUGAUGAUCUUCUUGAUGAGCAACCAAGACCCUCUUCACGACAAACAAACCCCCCUACAGCACAUCACAACGAAGACAUGUCUUCCGACUCAUCUCAAUCACCUAGAAAUGAGCGUUUGGGCAAGGGAUAUAAAGAGCGAAGGAGCACUAGGUGUGGAACUGGGGGUCAUCUCCGAUAA
This is a messenger RNA of Lathyrus sativus (Indian pea), 417 nucleotides long. Lineage: Eukaryota; Viridiplantae; Streptophyta; Magnoliopsida; Fabales; Fabaceae. The record is from the annotation of a GenBank genome assembly.